Pleuronectes platessa (European plaice) is the source of this 2692-nucleotide messenger RNA. RefSeq names its product zinc finger protein 281-like. NCBI's taxonomy places the organism in Eukaryota, Metazoa, Chordata, Actinopteri, Pleuronectiformes, Pleuronectidae. Gene Ontology annotation, biological process: regulation of transcription by RNA polymerase II. The transcript has 6 exons. Gene Ontology annotation, molecular function: RNA polymerase II cis-regulatory region sequence-specific DNA binding; DNA-binding transcription factor activity, RNA polymerase II-specific. The record is from RefSeq and is a predicted model, not a curated record. Bases 69 to 2564 code for a protein of 831 amino acids.
UUCUCCUCCUGCAUUCCUCUUUAGACACAUUGCCCUCCUUCUCCCCUGCACAAAGCAAAAGCACGAUCAUGAGUAUUAUCCAAGACAAAUUAGCCAAUGAGUUUUUGCGGAACGGUGGCAUGGACCCAAAUUUUUCACCAGGUAUGCUUAUGUUCAGCCACCUGCCACCUGUCACCAGCUUUACACGGCUGGCCUCCCAGUCGGUCAUGGGAGAGCUUUCCCAGGAGAUGAUCAUGAAAAAAGAACGGGACUCGCCGCCGGAACACCAGGGCGCCAAUGCUGUUAACACCGGGGGCUUCCUCCACAGCAUGGGCAUUAAGCAGGAGCGGUUAAAUGAGCUGGAUUACCGCAUGCCCCUCUAUGGUGGGGGUGGAGGAGUGGCGAUGAACUGUGUUGGAGGGGGCGCGGGGAAGAGUGGCAACGACAUGCAGGACAUGUCUUUCGGUAACCACCACCAAAAUCACCAGAACAUGCUCCUGCAUGACCUCAAUCUCAGCAACGUCCGUAGCCUGGCUGAACCGAUUCCUGGAAGACCGGGUAAAGAGCCAAAAGAGUCCUCAGGUAGAAGAGGGCGGAGGAACAAUGGGGACGGGCAGGGAGGCAAAGCCCGAAGGAAACGUAACGAUGCUUCGAAGGCCAUGAUGUUGGAUCCAGAUGGAGCCUGCCUGUCCCCCAAUUCAAAACCACAUAUCUGCGAGCACUGUAAUGCUGCCUUCCGCAGCUCCUACCACUUGCGCAGACAUGUGCUCAUACAUACAGGUGAGAGGCCUUUCCGGUGCAGCCAGUGUAACAUGAGCUUCAUUCAGAAGUACCUCCUCCAGCGGCAUGGGAAGAUCCACAGUGGAGAGAAGCCUUUCAGCUGUGACCAGUGUAACAUGCGCUUUAUCCAGAAGUACCAUAUGGAGCGGCACAAAAGGACGCACAGUGGCGAGAAGCCAUAUCGCUGCGAAACCUGCCAACAAUUUUUCUCUAGAACAGACCGGUUACUGAAGCACAAACGGACUUGUGGAGAAGCCAUAAAGAAGGGCCUGGACCCAAGCAUGCUGGAGCUCAGCGAAGCGGAGCUAGGCCACGGCAGCUAUUCACUCACUCAGGGAAACUCUACCACCUCCGGACGCAAGAGGGCCAAGUCCAAAAAUGGAGAGGGCGGUGAGCGCAAGAGGAAGAAGAAUGCUUCAGCAGCAGCAGCCUCAUCCUCGGGGGGGAUGGCCCGAGACAUGGGCCUUCAGGACUUCGGCAUGGAGCACCCCUCAGGUUCUGGCCCCGCCAUGCAGGGCCGCACUCCCAAACUGGUCUUUAAAAAAGCUGGCCGUAAAGGCCUUGACAAGGGCCUCCUCUCUCUGGAUGACAGUACUGAUGGACAAAAACAGAAACAUGACUCCAUGGAUCAUUUGGAGGAUUCUGGCCUUGACAAUAUGGGUCUACUGCAGGGCAACAAGCAGGGGCCCACCACCAGCAGCAACUACGAUGAUGCAAUGCAGUUUGUGAAAAAGCGGCGCUACCUCCAUGCAGUUAACAUUGACUAUGGAGCCAGCUCUCUUCACAUGGCAAACCAAGGCAAUAGUGUAGUCCAGGGUUCCCUGGGGCAUGAGCCCACGCUGGCCAUGCUGGACUCGUCGCCUUUGGACCUCAAGCACGAUAAGUCGGGCAUUCCAGAUGAGGUACUGCAAAGCCUGCUAGACCAUUAUAGCCAUAAGCCAGAGGGGGGACACCACCAUGACGUGACUUUCGACUUGUCAGACCAUCCACACCAUGUUGACCUCCAACCAGCAGCCCCUGUUACCCCCGAGCUGGACGAUGACUCGCCUAAUGGGGGUGAUAAAACGGCAGUGAUGAGCGAGUACUCGAAAUUUCUCCUGCAAGCCCUGGAGCGCACCAGCCAUAGUGGGCCCUUCCCUAGUCUUGGUCCAACGGGGCCUUUCCCUCUCUUGUCCAAUAGCUCCAGUCCCACAGGGCCCCUGUUCUCUGACAAACACGUCUACUCCACAUCCCCACUGGAUUGUGUCUACCCGCCUUCUGUCUCUUCCCCAGUCCCAGUCGUUGCCCCGUCAUCCUUCUCUUCCUCGUCCUCCUCCAAGUCCCACUAUGGCAUGCUCGUCAACUCGCCCUCCCAGGCAGGUUACCACCUCGGUUUGGAACCUACCAGCCACCAGCAGCUGACCCCAUCUCAGGAGCUGACCGAGCAGUUGGAGAAGCAGCACUCGCCCGGCAACUUCAACCUACCUCCCCAGGACCUGACUGCCACAGACGGUUCCAAGGGGCAGCAAUCCAAGGCUGGAGGAAACGUUGCACCAACCAACGGCUCCAGCUACCCAGACCUGUCCUCUCUGAACCCCCCUAAAGAAACCAUGUACCAGAUUGAGAACUUUGCCCAGGCCUUUGGUUCCCAGUUCAAGUCAGGGCGGCGGACCCCUCUGGGCUAUGGCAGUGAUCCUGGGGCAGAUGUCAAUCAUCAAAUACGGACUCCAGUGUCAGAAUUCUCAGGGUAUACCAGUUUGUUAGCUGACGUCAGUGAGCCAGUGAGUACAGGAUCAAAAACCCAGACAAGCCAAAGUUUCAGAUAAGGGUCAAACAAGGUGAAUCCAGUUGGGGGCCGUUCUGUUACUGUCCAUACGGCCCCUAUACCCUUCCUAAUUUUGUUCUUGUAGCAAAGUUUUGUUUUUUAAACACUGCCAUUAAAUGUUAAUACAAA